AUGUAUAUCAUGGCAAAGAAAGCAAAGCUUUGUGGUUCAUUAUUUGCCUUUUUGUUUCUAUUUUCUUUGGGGUACAUAGCCCAUGCCGAUGAUCCAGUGACAAUUUUCAUAUUAGGAGACUCAACUGUGGAUGUCGGCACGAACAAUUGGUUACCAGAAAGUUACUGCAGGGCUGAUUUCUCUCCCAAUGGGGUUGAUUUGCCUUAUUCUGUACCUACUGGGAGGUUCAGCAACGGCCUUAACAGCGCUGACCAAAUCGCGAGACUAUUUGGCUACCAGAGAAGUCCGCCACCUUUCUUGUAUAUGGUCAAUCAUCCAGCCACUUUUAAAAGGGAUAUACUGCGGGGGGUGAACUUUGCUUCAGCUGGAGCCGGCAUAUUCUACGAAACUGGCCAAAAACGAUUUAUCAAGGUUGUGCCACUGAGCGACCAGAUUCAACAAUUUGCGACGGUCAAAGGGAAUUUGACAGAGAUGAUAGGUCCCGUUGCAACUGCUAAUGUGCUUGCUAAGUCUUUGUUCAUCGUUAGUAUUGGAAGCAACGACCUUUUUGAGCAUGUUCCUCCAAAUUCCUCCACCUUAGUUGAUCAUAACGACGACUUAUACAUCACAAGUCUUCAGUUCACGUACCAUGGUCAUUUAGAGAAUUUAUACAUGCUAGGAGCUCGGAAAUUUGGGAUUAUAAGUAUUCCUCCAAUUGGAUGCUGUCCUAAUUUACGUGCUUCAUCAAAGAAGUCGGGUGAUUGUAGAGAAGAUCUAAACAAGCUCGCUCAAUCCUUUUUCAUUUCACUUAAGGAUCUUCUGCGAAACAUGAGUUCAAAAUUGGAAGGGAUGAAAUACUCACUUGGGAAUGCUUAUGUAAUGACCAUGAGUAUCCUUGAAGACCCAUUAGCCUUCGGCUUCAAGGACGUCCAAUCAGCCUGCUGUGGAUCAGGAAAGUUCAAUGGAGAAUUGCCAUGCUUUUUUCUCAUUGGCCCCAACCUUUGUGCGAAUCGGCGCGAGUACUUGUUCUGGGACAGUUAUCAUCCCACUGAAUAUGCUUCGGAAUUGGCAGCACUUACCCUCUAUGGUGGAGGAACAAGAUUUGUCACACCCAUGAAUUUCAGUCGGUUGGUGGCUACUCAUGUUAACAUCACUUCCUAA
Molecule: messenger RNA, 1140 nt
Organism: Pyrus x bretschneideri (Chinese white pear)
Lineage: Eukaryota; Viridiplantae; Streptophyta; Magnoliopsida; Rosales; Rosaceae
Product: GDSL esterase/lipase At5g55050-like
Exons: 5
Coding region: 1-1140 (379 amino acids)
Molecular function (GO): hydrolase activity, acting on ester bonds
Source: RefSeq, a predicted model, not a curated record